CCAGGACAGAGGAGCGUCAAUAUCUCACCUCCAUCUCCUCUCUCUGAUUCUUUAUUAUCUCUAGACGUUUUCCUUCCAUCCACAGGAUUUAACCAUCACCUGACUUGUUUUGAAAGAGGACUGGAGCAGAUUUCGUUGAGCCUAUGAAAAGUUUUUUUGACUAAUCCACACGAGGGAAGAAGAACAUCACCUUCAUCGUCACCAUCAUCAUCAUCAUCGUCAUAUUUCAGCUCGUGCAGUGGAUGAGGCUCAGAGAGCGCGCAGAACGGAAUAAAGAGAUUUGGAGAAAAUGACAAGAUUGUGCGGAGUCCAUCAACACCAGUUCAUCCUGUUAUUGACUGCUGCCAUGGUGAUGGCCAUGGAUGCGUCACACAACCUGGCCAGUGAGAGGAGUUCGAUAGAAAGCACAUAUGAACUCACCAAGUACCUGGAGUAUCAGCUCAAGGAAAUCAAAGACGUAUAUCUCACCUACCUAGGCCCUCCAUUCAACGAGAAAGACUUCUCCCCUCCGCGGCCCAACAGCACGUCUCUGUCCCUGCCCAUUGCUGCUACCCGCCUGGAGCUGUGGCAUGGCCUGGAGAACCAAGCCCGACUUGCCCAGAACCAGAAGGCCUACUCUGUGCUGCUGGCGGCUGUCAGGGAGCUAGCCCGCUCCACUCUCUGCCCCUCCCUCAAGACCUCCCUGCUGCACUUUUGCACAGGCCUGGACGGACUGCUGGGCUCGAUAUCUGCGCUGAUGACCACGCUCGGUUACACGCUUCCUCCUCCAUCUGCAAACAUGAGAAGUAGCGCUGGCGAGCUGCAAUACCCUCUGAGUUCGUUAGGAGGCGACCAGCCGGCUCCACUGAUGAGCCAGAGCCUGUACAGGUCCAGAGCUGGGACGAGGAUGGAGGUGGGUCACCGUAACAACCACAAACGAGGUGGAAUGAGGGUGGUCAAAGGAGAUCGCGAGGAUGGCGUCAACAUGGACCUGAUAGGGAAAAAAAGAGCGAAAGAGGGGAGGAGAGCUGAGACGACUGCAGCUAGAGGAAGGAGUGGCGGAUCGAGGGAGAAAGGAAGAGGAGAUAGAGGGAGGAGAGGAAAGAGGGAGGAGCCUGAGAGCAGGAUAUGGGCCGCCAGCGAAGACGAGAGAGUAGGGGAGGAGGGACAGGAGGAGCUGGAGCGAGAGAGAGGGGUGGAGAGAUGGGGGAGGAGGUUGUUGAGCAUCAGUGAGGAUGGAGAGGAAGAGGGGAGGCAGACAGAACCUGGGGUCGAACUGUCAUACCUGGAAACGCAAAGGUCCGACUUCAUUCUGCCACCAACCAUCAACGACAACAACAAUCGUUACAGCUACAACCUGAACUCACGUCACAUAGACACCAUCAGGAAAGAAGAUGGAUUUAUUGUGGUGAAAACCAGAGGGUUAAUGCUGGAGGAGGGGCAGCAAACAAACAUGGAGGCUGCCUCCUCUUCCUCAGCUUUCUAUCACCAGCGUCGGCCUCCUCGCUCCCUCUUCUCCUCCACCCUCCAACCUCCCCUCGCCACCCUCUCCCUCCUUUACCAGUUCGGAGCAGGUGAAAAGCACACCCUCCUCCCCCAGCCUGUCCCCCUGUCUUUGCAAAGGGGUACCUCCCUCCUUUCGCCCCCUCUGACCCCACUGCUCUCCUCCUCCUCCUCCUCCUCUUCCUCCUCACUCUUGUCCGUGCGGCCGACAAUGAACGACUUUGCCAGGAAGGUGGAGGGGUUUUGGAUAUUGCGGGAGCUGCAGAGUUGGCUGUGGCGAUCGGCAAAGGACUUCAACCGCCUCAAGAAAAGACUACGAGGUUGAGACACUUUAACGGGAUGAGACACUGAGACAAAACACACACACUCACACAAACACACAAUGUGCAGCAUAACGGAAAUCUUACCCAUAACGAAUUGCACCAAAUCCAAGUGGAAACUAACUGAGAGCUUUGACAGACAAACGCACAUAAACACACUCAUGCUUUAAUGCAUUCAUUCAUACUGUACUGGAAUAAAUGAAUGAAGCACGAUUUGGCAGGUCACCAGAGGCACUAAUGGAAUAUAACACACAAAACCCAACACAUUACCAGCACUGUCACCCGCCUAAUGCACAUAGCAGCUCAUUGAGCGAGACACGCUGAGACUGGGCUGAGUUACCGGACUUCACGGCUCAUAGAUCAACAGAAAUACCACUGUAGGUGGUUAGACACAUGCACGCACAAGGGUAGACGUAACGUCAGGCAGUGAGAGAGACAGUGCAGGCAUUGAGAGAAAACUGAUUCAGUGACCCCCAGAAGUGUGAAUCAGCAAACAUUCAUUUUCUCGACAGGCAGAAGGGAAAGUUUUCUGAAUGGGUAAAAGACAAAAGGAGAGCAGAGGGAAGGAAAUGGCCAGAGGGAUGAAGAGGAGGAGAGGAAGACGCAGAAAGGGACGGGAAGACGGGAGGAGGUGUGAGUCAGGGGGCUCUGCACUGGGAAUAAUGGGCAGAGGGAUACUGCUGAGUAAUCACAAGAUGGCCGGUCAGUUACAGUAACUCGAUAAAAGCGCUACACAUACUGUCCAGACAGAGGUGGUCAAACACACACUCACCCUCACUGUGGUAUUUGGUGCCUUAACAACAACAAUUGGCUUCUUUGCUGCUUUUGAUUCACUGCUCAUAACCUUUACCACUUUAAAAGGAUUUCAUCCCAGAGCAAGAAACAUAAACAUAUUUGAUCAUGGAAUUAUUUUCCUGCAGAGACCUCACAUUUUGGGAAAAUAUUUUUUGGGGCAUUCUUGAUUUGAUAUGGAGGUGGUUAGCGUAGCUUAGCAUUAAGACGAGAAACAACAGCCCUUGCUUUGUUCAAAUCUGUCAGCGAGCACCUCUAAAAUUCACUAAACACUUUAUAUCUUGUUUGUUUGAUCCACACAACGACCAAGUGUGAAAGCGUCAGGUUACCAUCCUUGAGUCUCGUAACCUCAAGACUGACAGAAAACCUGCUAAUCUGCUCGUCCAGCACUUAUCGGCCUCAUCCAUGCUCCUGUGGAUAUUUUUUCCAGACAUACAUUUCAUUUUGAGACCCUGUGGUAGUUCAAACCCUCUGAAAACACAUUUUUACAUGUGAGCGAACAAAGAAAAUAAAAAUGUUAGUAAGCAACCUUUCGAGGUUCCUGGCAGGUCCUGCUGUUAAGCUUCUUUUAUACUUCUGUGUUCUGAUGCCACAAGCUGCAGCAGCUUCGUCCAUUGGCUCUGCAGCUGCACUGUAGCUGAUAUGCACUUCCUCAAAAAUGUAACUGCACAUCAGGGCUACAGCCGCGAGACACCACAUGGUGACCACAAGAGCCGUGACUGGUCAAAACGGCCUGUUUGUGUUUUUGUCUCAAAGUUUCCACAAGAUCAUCUGGCAAAGCCUUUUCCACUGCAGCACUUCUGCUCACCAUAACAAUGGCACAAAAUGAAAAUACUGCAAUACUACCAUUCCUGUGGAAUAGAAUUAAAGCACCACAUGACCUGGUCAUUAAUAAUACAUGUUGACGUGGCGCUAUCCAUGGGUGUAAUCUGACGCUGAACCAUAAAUCUAAACCUACACAGUAGGUAUCUAUGACGGCACCUCCCUUCCGUUGAUCGUAAAUCUGACUUCAGUCUUUGUGCUAAGCUAAGCUCACGAUCACCUGGGACAGAGACAGAGACAUGAGAUUGGUAUCAGUCUGCCCCUAUAACAUUCGGAAAGAAAGUUCCCUUAAUGCCAAACUGUUCCUCUUCGUCUCUCCUCAGCAAAAAAUUAGGUGUAUUUUUCAUCCCUUUUAAAACCUGAAAUCAGUCUCAUUCCUUUAUUUACAGAUGGUUUGGUUGUUUUCCAGAAUAAAUGUAAUGCUAUGUCUUUGCAAUGUGCCUUAGAUGACGUGGCAUAAGGUUAUGGAUCAUAUCUCUAUAAUAUUUAUUGAACAAGAUGUUUAUUUAUUUUUUUUCUCCAGUGUGAAAAUACUGUAUUGUUACUCAAGAGAGAAUAAAUAGUAGC
Paralichthys olivaceus (Japanese flounder) is the source of this 3983-nucleotide messenger RNA. RefSeq names its product cardiotrophin-like cytokine factor 1 (gene clcf1). Gene Ontology annotation, biological process: cell surface receptor signaling pathway; positive regulation of tyrosine phosphorylation of STAT protein. Gene Ontology annotation, molecular function: cytokine activity. Lineage: Eukaryota; Metazoa; Chordata; Actinopteri; Pleuronectiformes; Paralichthyidae. Gene Ontology annotation, cellular component: extracellular region. The record is from RefSeq and is a predicted model, not a curated record.